AUGGCGGCGUCCAGGGGCUGGAAGCUGGUGCCGCUCCGCGGGCUGUGCGCCCCCGCCGCCGCCUCGGCCUCCUCCGCCUCUGCCACGGGCAAAGCUGACGGCCCAGAGGCGGCGGCGGCGCGGUACCCGCCGGUCGUGGCUUCCAUGACGGCCGACAGCAAGGCGGCGCGGCUGCGGCGGGUGCAGCGCUGGCAGGCGGCGGUGCACGCGGCGCCGUCGGCGGACGAGAAGAUGCGGAUCCUCACCAAGAUGCAGUUCCAGAAGUACGUGGUGUACCCGCACACCUUCGCGCUGGGCGCCGACCGCUGGUACCAGGGCUUCACCAAGACGGCGCUGCUGGCGGGCCUGCCGCGCGCGCACGGCCCCGCGCACGCGCCCUCGCCCCCGCCCCCGCCCGGCCUGGACCUGGCGGGCCUGCGCGCCGCCGUCCGCGACUGCAUCCUGCAGGAGCACGUCUACCUGCGGCGCCGCCCGCGCAUGCACCAGCGCCUGCACCAGCACCCCUUGGGCCAGCGCCACGCCCUCGCCUCGCCGCUCCUGGACAGACUCGUGGAGACUCUGGUGAACCUGCUGGCCCCGCUCAACCCCGUGCUGGCCACCGCCGCCCUCGAUUUUAAGCGCCCUGUUGACUUUUACUGGCACCGUGGUGAGGAACGCAUCUCUGCUGGUCAUCGAAAAGGGCGUAUUGAUGCUCUACGAUAUCAGAUAAAUGAUAAACCACACAACCAGAUCCGAAUAUCUCAGCAGCUCCCCGAGUUUGUGCCCUUGGAUUAUUCCAUUCCUGCAGAAAUUCCUGUUAUGCCGUGUAAACCAGACAAGCUCCCAUUAUUCAAACGGCAAUAUGAAAACACCAUAUUUACUGGCUCCAAAACAGCAGAUCCAUGCUGCUAUGGCCACACCCAGUUCCAUCUGUUACCUGACCGUUUAAAUAGAGAAAAGCUGAUAAAGCAAAACCAAGCUGAGCAGGUAGAAGUUGUUUUUAGAGCUAAUGCCCUUGCAAGUCUUUUUGCUUGGACUGGAGCUCAAGCUAUGUAUCAAGGAUUCUGGAGUGAGGCAGAUGUUACUCGACCUUUUGUCUCCCAGGCUGUGAUCACAGACGGAAAAUAUUUUUCUUUUUUCUGCUACCAGUUAAAUACUUUGGCACUGACUGUACAGGCUGAUCAAAAUAACCCUCGUAAAAACAUAUGUUGGGGGACACAGAGUAAGCCUUUGUAUGAGACCGUGGAAGAUAAUGAUGUGAAAGGCUUUGACGAUGAUGUCCUCCUGCAGAUAGUUGACUUUCUUCUAAAUAAGCCAAAAGAAGACAGAACACAGCUGUUGGGAAGCCAGGAGAAAGCACUUGAUCUGGGACCUUGAGGAUAUUUAAAUUUGACCAGAGGAAUAAUAAAAUCAUUUAAGAAUUA
Molecule: messenger RNA, 1403 nt
Organism: Phodopus roborovskii (desert hamster)
Lineage: Eukaryota; Metazoa; Chordata; Mammalia; Rodentia; Cricetidae
Gene: Mrps30
Product: mitochondrial ribosomal protein S30
Exons: 5
Coding region: 1-1356 (451 amino acids)
Biological process (GO): translation
Cellular component (GO): ribosome; mitochondrion; mitochondrial large ribosomal subunit
Molecular function (GO): structural constituent of ribosome
Source: RefSeq, a predicted model, not a curated record